GACACAGAAAGGACCCCUGAAAGCUCUAAAAGCAGAACGCGGGCUAAUGUAAACUCACAACAACGUGUAUUUGUAACAAAAGUUUCCAUGCAAAUACAAGUCCAACGAGGAAAGCUCGAAAUAUAUGCGGAAUUGACGUUUUGUCGCUGCUGUGUGGCCACAGAAUAUUCCUUGGAGGGCGGUAUGGACCGACUUUAACUAAACUUAGCUGAAUGCUGCUAACUACUACACACCCACAGAGCCAUAAUGAAGAGGAGAGCCGAAGCACCGCUGACGGUGGUGCAGGGGACGAAGAGGGUUUGUGAGGACAGCAGCUCAGAUGAGGAGUCUCAAUUAUCCAGACAAGACUCCAGCCAAAAUGAUUCCCUCAGUGACCAGGAUGAUCAGAGGCCAGGAUUUUCCAUGCCCUCCAUAUCAUCCUGCGAUGACCAAGACAAUGACCCCACACAGGCCUCCUCCAAUUUCUCUAUGUACAACAGUGUGUCACAGAAGCUCAUGGCCAAGAUGGGCUUCCGUGAGGGUGAAGGACUGGGGAAGUUUGGCCAGGGACGCAAAGAGAUCGUGGAGGCCUCCAACCAGCGAGGAAGAAGGGGUCUUGGUCUCACUCUGCAGGGCUUCCAGGGGGAGCUCAAUGUUGACUGGCGCGAUGAACCGGAGCCCACUGCUGCACAGAAAGUAGACUGGUUCCCGGAAUGCACCACAGAGACACCAGAUUCAGAUGAGCUGAGGGACUGGAUGAAAGUUGGAGCGAGAAAACUUAAGAUUGAGGAUGAGACCGAGUUUUGCACUGAAGACCUCCUACACACUUUACUAAGGUGCAAGACAGUCUUUGACAACCUGGAAGGCGAGGAGAUGAGGAGAGCACGGACACGUUCCAACCCGUACGAGACCAUCAGAGGAGGUAUUUUCCUCAACAGAGCAGCGAUGAAAAUGUCCAACAUCGAUCAUUGCUUCGACCAAAUGUUCACCAACCCAAAGGACUCCCAAGGGAAACCUCUGACAAAGGACCGCGAGGGGGAACUGCUGUACUUCGGCGACGUCUGCGCGGGGCCCGGCGGCUUCUCGGAGUACAUACUGUGGCGGAGGCGUUGGCAUGCCAAAGGGUUCGGCAUGACGCUGAAAGGGCCUUGUGACUUCAAACUGGAAGAUUUCUUUGCAGCGCCGAGUGAGCUGUUUGAGCCUUACUACGGUGAGGGAGGGGUGGAUGGGGACGGAGACAUCACCCGGCCGGAAAACAUCACGGCCUUCCGAAACUUUGUCCAGGAGAGCACAGAAAGACGAGGACUGCACAUCCUCAUGGCGGACGGGGGUUUCUCUGUUGAAGGCCAGGAAAACAUCCAGGAGAUCCUGAGCAAACAGCUGCUGCUCUGUCAGUUCCUCACGGCCCUUUCUUCCCUCAGGACAGGUGGUCACUUUGUCUGUAAGACGUUUGACCUCUUCACUCCCUUCAGUGUGGGUUGUGUGUACCUGCUCUAUCUCUGCUUCGAAAGAAUCUCUCUCUUCAAGCCCGUCACCAGCAGGCCGGCCAACUCUGAGAGGUACGUAGUGUGUCGCGGACUGAAGCCCGGUUCGGAAGCCGUCAGGGAGUACAUGUUCAGAGUCAACCUGAAACUGAACCAGCUGAGGGACACAGACAGAGACGUCACCGACGUGGUUCCCCUGAGCAUCAUCAAAGAAGACCUUGACUUCUACCAGUUUAUGGUCAACUCCAACGAGAGCCUGUGUGUAGUCCAGAUCAAAGCCCUGGCUAAGAUCCACGCCUUUGUCGUCGACCCAACCCUCAUGGAGGCAAAGCAAGCAGACAUCAGAAAGGAGUGUCUGAAACUGUGGGGGGUCCCGGACAUGGCCAGGGUCACUCCGGCCUCCUCAGACCCAAAGUCUAAAUUCCACAAACUGAUUAAGAACUCUGAAGUGGAGUCGUUCCAGAGCAAGCUCACACCUCUUAACUCCACUACACUCGAGAAGCUGCGCCAUAUCCUGGACCACAGGUGCAUUGUGGGAGGUGGGGAGCAAAUCUUCCUAUUAUCUCUUGGGAAGUCUCAGAUAUACACGUGGGAUGGGAAGAUGCCUCCGCGCUGGAAGAAACUGGAAAGCUUCAAGCUCGAGCUGCCGAGAGACACACUUCUAAGUGUGGAGAUUGUCCAAGAGCUGAAAGGCGAGGGCAAAGCUCAGCGCAGAAUCAACGCGGUUCACGUUAUGGAUGCACUGGUGCUGAAUGGCACCGAUGUAAGAGAUCAGCACUUCAACCAAAGGAUCCAGAUGGCGGAGAAGUUUGUGAAGGCGGUGGCCAAACCCAGCAGACCAGACAUGAACCCCAUCAGAGUGAAGGAGGUUUACAGGUUGGAAGAAAUGGAGAAAAUCUUUGUCAGGCUCGAGAUGAAAGUGACAAAGAGUUCUGGCGGAGUCCCCCGGCUGUCCUACACCGGCCGAGAUGACCGACACUUCCUCCCCACCGGCCUCUACGUCAUUAAGACGGUCAAUGAGCCGUGGACGAUGGCAUACAGUAAGAACUCUAAGAUGAAGUUCUUCUAUAAUAAGACCACAAAGACCUCCACAUAUGAAAUGCCGCCCAACUCUGCUGCCCCCUUCAAUGUUUGCCACUCGGAGCGGCUCUUCUGGGCCUGGGUGGAUGGGGUCAUAGUUCAUGAUUCUCAGACACGGAUGGACCAUGAGAAACUGUCCAAAGAUGAUGUUUUGUCCUUCGUCCACCAGAAUUACCAGCAGUGAACCGCUCACAGAGCCCCACAGCUUCAUCAGCUACAGCCUACACAAAUAAUGCACUAAAUUGUGGAGGAUUUAGAGCCUCAGAAAAGGUUAUCAAACGGUACAUUAAUUGAUAUCUAGUAAAAGAGGGAUCCAUAAAAUAACGCCUAAAUAAUACAUCUACCAAUACGUAGGUCAGGACUGUCAUAAAAGUUCAGCUUUUAUUGAUCCCUGUUUUUUUUAAUCCACCUAAAUAUCAAUUAGUAAACUGUUUAUAACCAAGGCUCUCAUUAUGUCGCUUAGAGAAAUUAUUACCAGGUUGUAACUGGAGUUCUGGAGCUCAACGGAUGAGCUGUUUGCUGCUAUUUUCAGUGGGAACAUUUGGACUUUUGAUAAACCACUUUGUCUUUCUGCUCUUUCCACCUCCCUCUGCGGCUCUACGGAUAGUAAACAACCAGCUUCUCAGAACAAUACGGCGACAAAAGCUGCUGCCGCCGUGCCCGCGUUGGAUCGCAUGUCCCCCGUACAGCUCCGCCCCUUCCCUUUGGACGACGCUAGAAAGACAGACACACGUUUUAAACUAUGCAGCCAUAUAUGUAAACACAGUCUCGCUUGCCUUGCUCUACAACUGCGAGCCGCAGAACCGUAGCUGAAGCUUCAAUACAACAAACACGUUUUUCACGUUCUGAUUUAGCCCCACCAUCGCUUCGACAUUCAUAUCGGUUACAGGUGUGGCAGUUUUUUUUCCACUCAAAUGAUCUAUUGUGUGUGUGUGUGUGUGUGUGUGUGUGUGUUGCACAUCCGGAAAGGUGUCCUGGUUUUAGGUUGUUUUUACUCCUUGUGCUCUCACCUUAUAUCAUCUCGACUGUUUUCUUAAACUCUGCCAAUUACUUAUUUGUUUUUGUAAAGUUCGUUAUCGAUCCUCAUGCUGUAAAUAAUUAUAAUGUAGUAAAUAAAUGGGAAAUGUUCUUCCCAGAAAUAA
Messenger RNA from Gasterosteus aculeatus aculeatus (three-spined stickleback), 3685 nucleotides. RefSeq names its product cap methyltransferase 1 (gene cmtr1). Gene Ontology annotation, molecular function: methyltransferase cap1 activity; protein binding; nucleic acid binding. Gene Ontology annotation, cellular component: cytoplasm; nucleus. Lineage: Eukaryota; Metazoa; Chordata; Actinopteri; Perciformes; Gasterosteidae. The record is from RefSeq and is a predicted model, not a curated record. Gene Ontology annotation, biological process: methylation; 7-methylguanosine mRNA capping.